Molecule: messenger RNA, 3246 nt
Organism: Osmerus eperlanus (European smelt)
Lineage: Eukaryota; Metazoa; Chordata; Actinopteri; Osmeriformes; Osmeridae
Gene: rbm28
Product: RNA binding motif protein 28
Exons: 20
Coding region: 275-2884 (869 amino acids)
Cellular component (GO): nucleolus
Molecular function (GO): mRNA binding
Source: RefSeq, a predicted model, not a curated record
ACAAGAAGAAGUUACCGGAAGAAACCCCUGACAGUUUCCGGUUGUUUCAUGAUGGCCGUGUUGUACACAAACGUGUUUCUCCGUCAUGACUAACUGAUGCACGUGGAUGUCAUGUUUUUGGGGAAACGUGUAUUACAAGAGCAAGCUCAAGAUAAUUUUUGGAAGAAGCUAAAUAUUGAUUUCGUAUAGCAACAAACAAACACUUCUCGGUAUUCAAAUAUAGAGUCUCAUUAGCUACAGUAGCUAGCUGGCUAGCUAACAAAAAGUUGGAGCCAUGUCAGGGCUUACUGUAUUUGUAAAUAAAUUGCCUGUAACUGCCUCGAAUGAACGACUCGAGGAAAUAUUUUCUGAGAUUGGCCCGCUGAAGCAGUGUUUUGUUGUCAAAGAAAAAGGUGGCGACAAAUGCCGAGGUUUUGGAUAUGUCACCUUCUCAAUGGAGGAGGAUGCAAAGCGUGCGCUGAAAGAAGUAUGUCUCUAUGAUGGCCGCAAGAUAACAGUCGAUGUGGCUAAAAGGAAAAUCAUUGACAAGAAGGGUAAAGCAUCCACAACGCCAGAAACCAAAACGACAGCAGGCACACCGCCAGCCCCUCGAAAAGAGCAGAAAACAAACAUACCGAAGAACUCCCUGAGGAAAGCAAGGCUAAUCAUCAGGAAUCUCAGCUUCAAGUGCUCUGAGGAGGAUCUGAGACAGACCUUUGCCAAGUUCGGGACUGUUCUCGAGGCCAACAUCGCUCUGAAACCAGAUGGGAAGAUGCGAGGCUUUGCGUUUGUCCAGUUUAAGAACCAGUUGCAGGCCGGAAAGGCCCUGAAGGCCACGAACCUGAAGGAAAUCAAAGGGCGGCAGGUAGCUGUGGACUGGGCUAUAGCUAAAGACAAGUUUCUUGCCUCUCAGCCACCCGCUGCCUCAGGAAUUAAGAACGGGGAGAAGAUUGCGUUAAAGAAACCAACAGCUGACUCUAAGGAGGAAGAAGAAGAAGAAGAAGAGGAGGAGGAGGAGGAGGAGGAGGAAGAAGAGGAGAAACCAGUCGCACCUCAAAAGAAAAAAGCCACCUCCAAGCCUGCCCCUCCUCUGCCAGAAUCCCCAUCAGAGGAUGAGAGUGAGGAGGAGGAGGAAGGUGCUGAGGGUGAAGAGGAUGAUGAUGAUGACGAGAAUGAUGAUGAGUCCCAAGAGGGAGAUGAUGAUGAGGAAAGUGAACUUGGGUCUGAUGACGCCGAUGAUGACGAUGACGAGGACGAAGAUGAGGAUGACCUAGGCCAGCCUGCCAGGAAGAAGCGGAACCUCCCCUCUGACAUCAACGAGGGCAAAACCGUCUUCAUCAGGAACCUGUCGUUCGAUACGGAGGAGGAGGGUCUGGAGGAGGCUCUCCUGCGCUACGGGGAGCUGAAGUACAUCAAGAUCGUGGUCCACCCAGACACCGAGCACUCCAAAGGCUGUGCGUUCGCUCAGUUCAAGUGUAAGGAGGCAGCGGACAGGUGCAUCAACGUGUCUCAGGACGAGUCGGAGACCGGCGGCAUCCGAGUAGAUGGGAGGAAGCUGAACAUCGUCGCGGCGGUGACCCGAGAGGACGCCACCAAGCUGAAGGACAAGAAGGUGAAGGUGGAGACGGGCACCAGGAACCUGUACCUGGCCAGGGAAGGACUGAUCCGUGCGGGAACCAAGGCAGCGGAGGGCGUACCGGAGGCAGACAUGGCCAAAAGACAGAGGUUUGAGGAGCUGAAGCGGACCAAGCUGCGGGACAUCUCUGUGUUCGUGUCCAAGACGAGGUUGUGCAUCCACAACCUGCCAAAGUCGGUUGACAACAAGCAGCUGAGAAAACUCUGCCUGGAUGCGGCUGGGGGAGGCAAGGCAGUCCGCAUCACUGAGUGCAGGGUGAUGUACGACAAGAAGCCAGAGAGGGGUCAGAUCACCGGCCGGUCGCUCGGUUAUGGGUUUGUGGAGUUCCAGGACCACGAGCAUGCCCUGAAGACCCUGCGACACCUCAACAACAACCCUCAGAUCUACGGCUCGAAUAAGCGGCCCAUUGCGGAGUUCUCCCUGGAGGACGGGAGGAAGCUGAAGAUGAAGGAGGCUCGACAGCAGCAGAGCAAGCGUUUCAGGAAAGAGCCCGGUACAGGAGGACGACCCCAGACCGGGGGCGGGGCCGGCCCUCAGAAGGGCGUGGCUGGACCGAAGGGUGUCACGGUGACGGGAGAGGGCCAGGCAAAGACACAGGCCAAGACCGGAGCCCAGGGUCCAAAGCAGGGCCAGGCCCAGGUUCAGAAGCAGGGCCAAGGUCAGAAGCAGGGCCAAGCCCAGGUUCAGAAGCAGGGCCAAGGUCAGAAGCAGGGCCAAGCCCAGGUUCAGAAGCAGGGCCAAGGUCAGGAGCAGGGCCAAGCCCAGGUUCAGAAGCAGGGCCAAGCCCAGGGCCAGGAUCAGAAGCAGGGCCAGGAUCAGGUUCAGAAGCAGGCCCAGGGUCCAAAGCCGGGCCAGAAGCGGGGCCACGAUCAGAUACAUGGCCAGAACCAGGGCCAGGGCACGUUCUACUCUGGGUUCCAGACUAAGCCAGAGGUGGAACACAUAGAACUGGAGGAUGGCAAGAAGCGAAGGAAGAUUCUGCCCUUUCCUUCACAUCGAGGACCCAAGAUCAGACUGAGGGACAAGGGCAAGCCACAGCCUCCCCAGCCCAAGAAGGCCAAGAACCACCCCAGCAGACGAGAACGUCAGGGAGGGCAGACGCUGGAGAAACCCAUCCAGCCCAGAGCACAGAGCUCUAAGGCGUCCAGGAGGCAGGUUAGGAACAGAGAUGAUGUCCGCUUUGACAGCCUGGUGGAGCAGUACAAGAAGAAACUGAUGGGAGGCUACAAGUCCACAGCUACCAAGAAGAGCAAAUGGUUCAGCAGCUAGUGUGUGUGCUUCUGUGAGUUGUGGUGUGUGCAUACAUGAGAACAAGCCAAAAUAAAUCCCUCGUCUUGUUUAGAAUGUCUGCGAUAAUUGGGAGGAAUUAAGGAUGGAUUUGGGUUCACAUGUUAAACAUUCAUUCAUUUAAAUGAUGGUUGUAAAUCCACUGCAUUCAACUGCUGGUACCAUCUUUUAAUGUGUACAGUAUCAGCUUUGUUUGACGCAUUGUUAAACUAGUUUCUGUCUAAAGUAUGACACUGUCAUUCUUCCCCUCGUGUCAUGUUUGUUCAAAUUGUCGAGGACUUGUGCAAAAUAUAUCAUUCAUGUAAAUGAGUGGCAUUUUUAAUAAAUCACGUUUUGAGACGUCA